Necator americanus (New World hookworm) is the source of this 1317-nucleotide messenger RNA. RefSeq lists its product as uncharacterized. NCBI's taxonomy places the organism in Eukaryota, Metazoa, Nematoda, Chromadorea, Rhabditida, Ancylostomatidae. The transcript has 10 exons. The coding region runs from base 1 to 1317 and encodes 438 amino acids. Gene Ontology annotation, cellular component: plasma membrane. The record is from RefSeq and is a predicted model, not a curated record.
AUGUCUACGAGAAACUCUGUUGUUUCCCUGUCGUCUAGUAGUUCAACUAAGGUGGAAACCCACCUUAUCGAACUACCUUCUCAAACCUCUCUUUUCUCCCACGGAUCCGGCCAGGAAGGCCCUAUGAUACCUAGCAAUAGUAGCAAAGAUGAUGAUCUUAGUUCAUCCAGCAUUGAGAUCGAAAAUAUGGCUAUGCGAGCGUUAGAAAAUUUGGAAGAGAGUAACACUUCUACUCUUAUUCGACAACCAGAGUAUGGAGACAUUCGAAUUGAUGGUCGUGGAAAAACAGAGAAGACAGAAAAAAGUAUGGAGGUUCGAGCCAAUAUCCAAAACGAGUUCGGUGUCUGUGGUUGGAUCCUCACAAUCCUUUCAUACCUCUUGAUUUUCGUCACACUUCCUAUCUCCGCAUGUAUGUGCAUCAAGGUUGUACAAGAAUAUGAACGAGCUGUUAUUUUCCGUUUGGGACGUUUAAUGCCUGGAGGAGCAAAAGGUCCCGGAAUAUUUUUCAUAGUUCCAUGCAUUGACACAUACAGAAAAGUGGAUUUACGCGUCUUGUCAUUUGAGGUACCACCUCAAGAGAUUUUAUCCAAGGACUCAGUAACCGUAGCCGUGGAUGCAGUGGUUUACUUCAGGAUAUCGAAUGCAACUAUCUCAGUAACGAAUGUAGAGGACGCAGCACGAUCGACUAAGCUUCUUGCACAAACUACACUCAGAAACAUACUAGGAACUAAAACCUUGGCUGAAAUGCUUUCUGAUCGAGAAGCAAUCUCACAUCAAAUGCAGAACACAUUAGACGAAGCAACUGAGCCUUGGGGAGUAAAAGUCGAAAGGGUUGAAGUUAAAGAUGUACGGCUCCCAGUGCAGCUGCAAAGAGCAAUGGCUGCGGAAGCUGAGGCUGCACGAGAAGCACGAGCAAAGGUUAUCGUUGCGGAAGGAGAACAGAAAGCAUCACGUGCUUUGAAAGAAGCAGCUGAGGUCAUUGCUGAGUCGCCCUCUGCGCUUCAACUUCGCUAUUUACAAACCCUCAACAGUAUCUCGUGUUCUUCUUUGAACUACACCUACAAACUUUUGGAGGUGGUCCUUGCGUAUGAGAAGGGUAUCUGCUGUGUAUGGAAAAAUGAGAAGAAUCGUUCACCACUCGAGGUGAUCACACGACAUGUUCUGUUUGCUUGUAAAUUCCACCCAGCCAAGACGUUUAUCAGUGAUCGCGAAGACGCCGACAAUGAACAGCUCAGUUCUGAAGCUUUUGUAGCAGUUUAUGCACAACAUCCAUUUUCGCAGAUUAAAUCAUCGCCGUUAAUAGUUGGCAUUGCUUGA